AUGAGGUUACAUCUUUACCCCCUGACCAACCUCAUCUGCAAUGGAGAAAUUUACAACUACAAACGUCUGCAGGAUCAAUACGAAUUCCCGUAUGAAACUAAAUGUGACGUGGAAGCCAUCACACAUCUUUAUCACAGUUUUGGUUUAGAAAAAGCCGUGAAAAGUCUGGACGGUGUGUUCGCAUUUUGUCUCGUUGACGGAAAAAAGAAGAAAGUUUGUGUAGCACGUGAUCCAUAUGGUGUCCGCCCACUUUUCGAAUACUGGGACGCGGAGAAAGGUAUUUUAGGAAUUUGUUCAGAAGGAAAGGGGUUGAUUAAACUUAAGCAAACCUUUAACGGUAGUUCCACAUUAAGACAGUUUCCGCCGGGUCAUUACGCUCAAUGGAGUAUAUUAGAGGACGGUACAGUUAAGUUAGAUUUCAUUGAGCGCUACACUUCACCGGGGACGCCUCCUAACUUUGAGCCGUACGUACCUCAGUCAGAUUUGGAGGGGAAAAGCAUUGAAGAGAAAACGGCGUAUCUCUUGGAAGCUGCGUGUGAAAAGCGAUUGAUGUCGGAUAGACGUAUCGGGUGUUUGCUUAGUGGUGGCUUGGAUUCUUCACUCAUCUCUUCGUUAGUUGUAAAAUUAGCAAAAAAACAUAACUUGCCAUACAAAAUACAAACAUUUGCUAUAGGUAUGGGAGAAUCUCCAGAUUUGAUAGCAGCACGAGCAGUGGCUGAUCACCUUGGUACUGAGCAUCAUGAGGUACGAUUUGACGAGAACGAUGUCAAGGAAGCUUUAGACAGCGUUGUCUAUCAUUUAGAAUCAUUUGACAUUACCACUAUACGUGCCAGUUUGCCUAUGUACUUACUAUCCAAAUACAUAAAAGAGAAAACUAAUACAACUGUAUUGUUCAGUGGAGAGGGAGCGGAUGAAAUAGCUCAGGGCUACAUUUAUUUUAGAGAUGCCCCUUCCGAGAAUGUUGCUCACGAAGAGAGUAUUAGGCUACUGUCGGACAUUUAUCUGUACGAUGGUCUUCGUGCAGAUCGCACAACAAGUGCGUUUAGCUUGGAGCUUCGUGUACCCUUUUUGGACAUUCAGUUCAGUAGUCAUUAUCUGAGUGUGGAGCCUAAACUCAGACAACCUCAAAACGGCAUAGAGAAACAUUUAUUAAGAAGUAGUUUCGCGAAGAGUGGGUUGUUACCAGAUACUAUAUUGUGGCGACAUAAAGAAGCUUUUAGUGACGGUGUAGCUUCAGUGAAGAAGUCAUUGUUUACUGUCAUUGGGGAAAUUAUUGCUGAGAGGUCCGUAGAUGAGAAUGUAGUGUACACUGGCUUACAACCAACGACAGCUGAGUCGAGAUAUUAUCGAUAUGUGUUUGAGAAGUCGUAUCCAGGACAACACGUUUUCACACCAUAUUUUUGGAUGCCAAAGUGGGUCCAAGGUGUUACCGAUCCUUCCGCUAGGUUCAUAAAACAUUACGAGGCCAAUUAA
Messenger RNA from Arctia plantaginis, 1473 nucleotides. The record is from the annotation of a GenBank genome assembly. NCBI's taxonomy places the organism in Eukaryota, Metazoa, Arthropoda, Insecta, Lepidoptera, Erebidae.